AGCAAUUACGUGUUUCCCAUUUUAAAUUCUCUCUCCCCUAAAAGUCCAAAUAUCUGCUCUAUAAUUCCAUUUGAUUAUUGGAUAAUCAACGAAAUCCAUAUUUUUCGUCGUUGGUGCCAAUAGCCUGCUGCGGUGGAUCGAUGGCGGACGAUAAGUACAAUUGGAAAAACCCGGCGGUGAAGAGGAUAUUGCAGGAAGUCAGAGAGAUGCAAUCUAAUCCUUCCGAAGAUUUCAUGAGCCUCCCUCUCGAGGAUAAUAUAUUUGAAUGGCAAUUUGCCAUCAGGGGGCCACAAGACACCGAAUUUGAGGGAGGAAUCUAUCAUGGAAGAAUCCAACUUCCAUCUGAUUACCCUUUUAAGCCACCUUCAUUUAUGCUGUUGACGCCUAGUGGUCGCUUUGAGACCCAAACCAAGAUAUGCUUAAGCAUUUCAAAUCAUCAUCCUGAGCACUGGCAACCAUCUUGGAGUGUUCGGACUGCUUUGGUAGCAUUAAUUGCAUUUAUGCCCACCAACCCAAAUGGUGCACUGGGAUCAUUAGACUAUACAAAAGAAGAGAGGCGAACUCUGGCAAUUAAAUCUCGUGAAGCUGCUCCAAAGUUUGGGUCUCCUGAACGCCAAAAGCUGAUUGACGAGAUUCAUGAAUAUAUGCUGAGCAAAGCAAACCCCAUUCAUCAAGGCAUACAGGGUUCUGAAGUACAGGACAUCAAUGAAGAGAAUGAAAUUCAGGCAAGUCCUCAAAAUGCUGCAUUGGAUGGUACUGAGGAAGAGCUUCCAAAUCCAGUUGUAGAAGACGAGAUUGUUGAAGAAAUUGCUGAAGAACCAAAUGAUACCCUAUCAUAUGCAAAUGUUGUGCAGACUUCACAGCCAAUUCCUGCUAUGUCCACAAGUGAACUUAAGUUUUAUAAGCCCGAACCAAGGGUUUCCAAACCAGAUCGCUUAUUUACAUUGGCAGCUUUUGGGCUUACAAUGGCCAUCGUUUUUCUUCUGUUGAAGAAGUUCAUGAAAUCUAAUGGAUAUGGAGCAGUUUUCAUGGACAAGUCCUGAGUGAAAAAAUAGUGGUUGAGUACCAAUGGAAAUGUAAAACUAGAAACAUCCGUGUUACGUUAAUAACUUGUGCUUUUCCUAUUUUAAAUACCUGAUUGAGUGAAAUAAUGUACAAAAGGAACGAGUAGUGAUAUGUUUUGGAACUCUAUAAAGAACUAUUUUUUUUUUCA
Messenger RNA from Olea europaea var. sylvestris, 1213 nucleotides. Its product is annotated as ubiquitin-conjugating enzyme E2 32-like. The record is from RefSeq and is a predicted model, not a curated record. Lineage: Eukaryota; Viridiplantae; Streptophyta; Magnoliopsida; Lamiales; Oleaceae. The transcript is spliced from 5 exons. The coding region runs from base 141 to 1043 and encodes 300 amino acids.